Plasmodium gonderi is the source of this 1107-nucleotide messenger RNA. Its product is annotated as variable surface protein. The transcript is spliced from 3 exons. The record is from RefSeq and is a predicted model, not a curated record. Bases 1 to 1107 code for a protein of 368 amino acids. NCBI's taxonomy places the organism in Eukaryota, Apicomplexa, Aconoidasida, Haemosporida, Plasmodiidae.
AUGAUUCCUUUAAAUGAAGAAACCUGGAAACAAUAUGAUGUAAUGUUAAUCAAUUAUAAACAUUUUUUUUUGCAUCAAUUAACUGUACCAUUUGGGCUAUAUUUAACUUCCGAGGAUUUCUAUGAAAGAAUAGAAAAUGUACAAAAUUUAAGUGAGUUUUCUGCACGAUGUGAACACUUACGAACUAUGAAAAAUGGUAUGAAUGUUAGGAAUGCUUGUGUAAAGCUAUUAAAAUAUUUAAAAUAUAAUGCAGAAAGUUUAAAUAAACGUGAUGCCUAUGAUGUAUGCGAACUUUUAAAUUAUUGGUUAAUCGCUAGAUUAAGUGCCAAUGUAGGUUACAAUGAUAAGGAACAAACAAUAGAUGCUUUUGCAGCAAUUGCAAACAUAUGGAAUGAAUUUACUUCAGAUGUAUUAAAGAAGCCUUAUCAUGAAUCAUGUAAUCCUCUUAUGAGUAUUAUUGGUCUUCGUGACUGGAGACAGAGGAAAGAUGUGUAUGAAUACUAUGUUAAUUAUGAGUACCUUAAAGGUAUGUCUAGAAUACAAAAAAGUCAUAAGGGUUACUGUACAUACAUUAGAAACAAAGUUUCAUUAUAUAGUUAUUUUGAUCAUACUUGUAAAUCAGAUGAAACACAAUUUUGUACAGUAUUUCAAACUAAAUAUAAAGAUUGUGACCCACAUAAUCUUUUACUUGACUUUCAAUGUGAGGAAGAAAUGAAUAUGCGAAUGUUAGAAGCAUCACCAGACUUACAAUUACACGAAGAUACGUAUUUACAAGGCAAAAUAUCUGAAAUUAAAAUUCAACCUUCAGGGUUGACCAUUGAAGGAACACAAACUGUUAAAGUUUUACAGUCAACAUCUAAUAGUUUAAUCCCUUUGAAAAAAGCAGGGGGGGUACUUAUGGGAAUCGUUGCUAUAUCUAUGAUUUAUGGGUUUUUACAUAAAUUUAAACCCUUAGGAUUUUGGAUCAAUAAAAGAUUUGCUAAUAAAAAUUAUUCUAGAAUCAAUGUAAUUUCUGAGUUUAAUGAUGCAUUUGAUUAUGCACAAGAAUCACAUAAUCCGUAUUACAUCUUUAAGGAUGAACAUUAUAUAGGAUAUCACACGGAUUAA